Spodoptera litura is the source of this 5884-nucleotide messenger RNA. RefSeq lists its product as uncharacterized. Gene Ontology annotation, cellular component: membrane. The record is from RefSeq and is a predicted model, not a curated record. Gene Ontology annotation, molecular function: serine-type endopeptidase activity; protein binding. Gene Ontology annotation, biological process: proteolysis. NCBI's taxonomy places the organism in Eukaryota, Metazoa, Arthropoda, Insecta, Lepidoptera, Noctuidae.
UGGCGCGCUGGUUGCUCGGCGGCGGGUGGUUGCGGCGGUCUCGCGGCUGCGGUCGGGUUGUCGCGCCAGUUCAACGUUCAAGUGCAGCGCGGCCGCACAUCCCAACAGACCGUAAAGGUGCGCGCGCGCUGAUGCCUCAUGCCGGUCGACAUCCGACAUCCGAACGAAUUAUUCAAUACUUAUCUAUUAAGUCCGCAGUUGUUGUAGCUCCAAGUAAUAAACUGACUUUGUACAAGUGUUCUGAGUGUUUGUUGACACGUUUCCGUUGAAACUGUUGUCCUGAACGUGCUGUGCUCUUUUUGGGGUCGAAUAAGAAGAGUGAAGCAGGCGAUAUGUGACGAUAAUAUCAAAUCUACCGAGCACCGGACAAUCGAUCGGGAACUGACUUAGUGGGUGUGACGCCUAGUGUAGUGAAUCAAGAUGCACACCAUGGACACGAUGGGCUACGGCCACAAGAAAUAUCGGCCGCCGCUGUCGCCCACCAGCUUCUACCAACACGACUAUUACUCAAGACACACGACUCUUCGCCCGCAGAGCGAAUAUCGAUUCGCGGGUGGAGGCUAUCCUCGGGCUGGUGUAGGUAGCAGCAGCACCCGCAGCGGUGGGCUGUGCUCGGCUGCGCUGGUCGGCGGCGCCUUGCUGGCUGCCGUCGCUGUACUGGCAGUCGCUGCUCUCGCCUUCUACAUGGGCGCCCUAAGGCCAGAUAAUGGAGAACCAAUAAUAUCGUUCGAGGGCACAUUUCGUGUGACCAGAGGAGACGUCUAUGGUGGUGUGCCAGGCAGUCCGUCGUACAGAGAGCGGGCGCGACGCUACAGUGUAGCACUCCGCCAAGUGUACGCCGCACCUUCGGUGCUACGACAAGCUUUCACGGGCGCUAUAGUCACCGGAUUCGGGGACCGAAGACUAGACGUACACUUCAGAUUGUAUCUUGAUAGAAGAAAAAUACCAAGUUCUGUUUCGAACAUCGAGGAAACUCUUAAGAACAUUUUAAUUCAAGAUUUAAAUUCUAAACAUCCUGCGAUUGGACAGAGUAUAAAAGUAGAUACAUCAAGUAUAGUGAUUAAAAGAGAUCUGGAACAUACAUAUCAUUCAGAAUCUUAUGUGAAAGAAGCUAUGAAUGAGAGUAUGGCUAUGAGUAAUCCAAAAGGUUCACUACCGCCAACAGGAAUUGAUAAAACCCUUCAGACGAGGGUUGGUGUCGUACGUAAGACUACAGUAAAACCGAAUCAAAAGAAAGAUCCUGAUGAACCUGACAUUGACACUGAAAAUAUUCCAGUAGUACAAGGCUCAUUUCAAAUCACUAAGACUGAGGCAGAUAUAACAGAAAAUAAAAAGAUGAGUUCUAGUCCAACGCGUCAUGAUGAUAAAGGAAGUCACAAACAAGUAGCUGCUAAAACGACUACCACAACUAAAGCACCUUCUACUAGAACAACUUCAAGGCCUACAACGACGAAGAGAGUUCCUACAAGUACACCAAAGACCCGGCCGUUCACAAUAACAUCUACUCUCAAUGUUAAGACAAGGACCGAACCUACACCUAAAAAGGGCAUUGAAAAGACCACACGACCUCCUAUUAUGUCCUCUACAACUUCCACUUCAACGACAAGUAUAACUUCGACUACAGUUCAAACUAGUUCCACCGCCAGUAACGUAUCUCAAAUUCUACUCGAUUUACUAACCAAUGAAAAUCAUUACAAAGAUUUGCCCAAAAUUGAUACAUUAUUUACUGUUCCACAUGUUAUUGACAAUGAGCCUUGGCGUCCCAUAACGCAACCCUACUAUGAAAGAACAAGCAAACCGUCGGUUCCCACAGAAAUUACAAGUGAUUUAAAUGCUGAAGACAGAAUGGGAGUCGCAGAAGUAGUAGACGAUGUUUCAAUAUUAGAAAGUAUGUUGACUCCGAUACCACCAGUAAAACACAGGGACAGAACGACAUUAAGACCUAUUGGUUUACACAAUAUAGAUCCAGAUUUGGCCGCUGAAGUUUAUGUUCCUAGCCCAGUAUACACAAGUUUUACACUACCAACAUACGCACCUCCCCUAAAGAAUAUGGAAACAUUAGGAUCUAAUUAUCCAAAACCCCAUCCUAUUCCUGUAGAUAAAAUUAGUGGUGUGGUUGAAGCUGUGGACGACAUUGAUUUCAGUGAUGAAGACGAUGGGAAGCCUGUAGAACGUCCACCUAAAGAGAAACAAACAAGUGUUGUUAUUAAUGUUCUUCAAGCCGAUAGCGCAGAUAACGACACUGAACAAUUUUCGAUCGAUGGUGCAUCAAUACUGAAGAAACACAAUACAACAACGUCUACAAGUAGUACAAUAACAUCCACAACAACUAGUACUAGCAGUAGUAGUAGUAGUACUACUACUACUAGCGCUCCGAGCAAACCAACGACCACUACCACGAGUACAACCAGUGACAGCACCCCAACAACGACCAGUACUAAAGUGCCAACAAGCAGCACUUUAUCUACAACUCCUGAACUAGACAUUGUAAAUACAACUUAUAAAUCAACAGAACAGGCACAGAAUAAUGCUAUGAAAGAAAAUUCAACACGGCGACCAAAUAACAAAGUAUCUAUUAUACCCAGCACAGGCGCCCCACAUCUCACUUGGGAAUUAGUGAACACUUCAACCAAUGAUAAUGAUAGUUUUAGCAAAAAUUCUCCGGAAAAAUAUUACAACGAUACAUUACAGGCAAUUAUUACAAAAAAUGAUGAUGUCUUUCCGAACACAACCCCGAAGUUUCCGGGAAAAGUAUCAUUAUUUCGUAACUUAACAGACAUAAUUAAAAAAUAUUCCCAAAGUGCACCAUCAACGCCCGAACCUGAAGACAGUAUUAAUGACAUGGAAGUUGAAGAACGGCAUAAUCUCAAUAAAGGAUCGGUAGAGGUAGUUCUAGAUGAUGAACUAGAAAUAACGACAGCAGGAGUAAUAACUCUGUUACCUGCAAAGUCAAAUUUAGGUAUGAAUCGUCCACUAAGACCUCGGCCUAAGAUAAAAGUCGAAUCCCAACCGAUGAAGGAAAACUUACGCAGUUUUUUUCGCAACGACCCCGAAACACAAAAAAUAAUUGAUAACCUUAGUACUGAAAAAUAUUACCAAAGUCAUGAAUUAAAUCAAGACGCUACUGAGAGUGCGGCUAUUGUCUCAGAUUCUCAACAACAAGAACAACAAAAAUUUCCAACGGUUCCUGAAAUCAUACAAGCUGCUGCACCAGGUGUACUCCAAUCAAGCAGUAGAUUUCCAAAAUCAAGCGAUGACUUAAAUUUUUCAAAUGAAAAUAAUGAGGCAUUUGAGGAUACUGAAGUGUCAAAUACCACUAACGUCCCUGAAGGAACUUAUAGAGUAUCUUACCAUGUCACCGGUAGUGUGAGCAGUAAACGAGCAAAUAAAACUCAGACUCUUCCUGCCUACGAACUAGCUUUAGAGCCAGACGUUGUUUUAGAAAUACCAAUAAAUCAAACAAAUACUUUGACGAUUGACAAAUUAAAACAACUUGCGAGUCUCGCCACGAUAUCAGAUUCUAAUAAUAACACCUUGUUUCGAGCGCCAGGCGGCGUGAUCUCAACAAAAGCAAUCCCAUCCAGUUACACAUUGAACCAGGCGGGAUUUAAAAUUCUUACAAAAACAUACAAUAACAAGAACCAGCCAUCGAAGCAAGAAGGGAACACUUUUGAUAUUCCAGAAAAGACCUACAAUAAGCCUCAUGUGCCCAAACCGAACAAAGAGAAAGACGUGAGCAACUUUAUAAAAGAAAUUAUCAAAGAAGUAGAAUGUAACAAUGCUACAUCGUUCCGAUGCCCAAAUGGUUUGUGUUUGCCACUGACAUCCCGAUGCAACCGUUUACUUGACUGUCCGGGUGGCGAAGAUGAACGUUCGUGCUCUUGCGCAGAUUACCUGCGAGCAGAUUUCUCACAAUCCAAGAUAUGUGAUGGUGUCGUAGACUGUUGGGACUACUCUGAUGAGAAUAAAUGUGAGUGGUGUAAGGAAGGUCAGUACGUUUGUGCCAAUGCGCGCCAAUGCUUGGACAUGGGCAAAGUGUGUGAUGGUACACCUGAUUGUCCGCUCGGUGACGACGAGAAAAGCUGCGUGGCGCUAGCAGAACAACUGGAGAAUAAUGAAGUGGUUCCAUACAAUGAAGAAGGUUACGUGAUGGUGCGCAAACGAGGUGUUUGGGGUCGGCUGUGUGUGGAAAGCUUUGCAGACGUAGUGGAGCAGGCGCACAGCUCCUUGAAAUUGCCGGAUUUAGGCAGAGCUGUAUGCAGAGCAAUGACCUUCCAAGACGCUGGCUGGGCACGUGAAGCCCGCGAGGGGCGCAAGACCAGCACUGCGGGCUACUGGGAGGUGUGGCACAACGCGGCGGCGCGGGCACAUGACACUCGACUCUCUUUCCGACGUGCAACGUGCAACAAAAAGCGAGCUCUAAGAGUCCGAUGCACUGGGCUCGACUGUGGGAUACGACCACACGCUGACGCUCAACAGCCCAGGAAUGAUACUGACGCGCACGUGCGCCGCGGCAGGGUGGUGGGCGGCGACGGCGCGGCCGCUGGCGCGUGGCCCUGGCAGGCUGCGCUCUACCGCGACGGAGACUUCCAGUGCGGGGGGACGCUCGUGCACGCGCAGUGGCUACUGUCUGCCAGCCAUUGCUUCUACCAAGCCACAGAAGCACACUGGGUUGCCCGACUAGGUGCAUUACGGAGGGGUGCGUGGCCGCGAGGUCCAUGGGAGCAAGUAUCACGCGUGCGUCAAGUAGUCUUGCACCCUAAAUAUGCUCCCCGUGGAUUCCGCAAUGACAUAGCACUGUUACGAGUGGACCCAGUGUCGUUACACGCUCGUCUGCGCCCCGCCUGCUUGCCGCCACCCCGGGCACAGCCCCCAGCAGGACAUCACUGCACUGUCGUCGGCUGGGGACAGCUAUACGAACAUGAACGUGUUUUCCCGGAUACAUUACAAGAAGUGGAGCUGCCAGUGAUAUCGACAGCGGAGUGCCGACGGCGCACGCGCCUGUUGCCGCUGUAUCGCGUCACCGACGACAUGUUCUGCGCGGGCUACGAGCGUGGCGGUCGUGAUGCGUGUCUUGGAGAUUCUGGAGGACCACUUAUGUGUCAGGAAUCCGACAAAUGGUAUGUUUAUGGAGUGACAAGUAACGGGUACGGCUGCGCUCGGGCCAAUCGUCCCGGCGUGUACACGAAAGUGUCGCACUACAUCGACUGGAUAGACACUGUGUUGGCGGCUCACACACUACCCACCAACGAAACCAGUGACUCUGGCGAGACCGAAUCCAAUGAAGACUUCUACGCUGAUCUGGAGGUAGCGAAGAACAGACGAGCCAGUAGGAAGGACACCUGCAAGGGAUUCAGAUGUCCACUCGGGGAAUGCUUACCUGCCACCAGCGUCUGCAAUGGGUUUCUUGAAUGUUCCGACGGCAGCGACGAGUGGCAGUGCAGUAGAGUCUCACCAAAUAACUCCAGCAUAGACCCCGACUAACAGCAUUUAUACAGGUUUAAUUACUUUGUAAGCCAGUACUUAGACAGUAGAGUAAAACUUCGAAAUUCGACUGAUAUUUUGUAAGAUAUCUCUAAGUUAUGGAAUCUCUGCGACGACAGAGACAAUAUUUCAAUAGCUGUAAUAAUUUUCCAAUAAAUUCACAUAGCGCUAGACGAUUGCUACGCCAUAAUUAUUAUGUAAUGUUAUUUGGGUUCGUUUGUAAUUUUGUAAAUAUAGAUGUAAUGUUUGUGCCCAAAUUGUUCUGUUUACCACUGCACCAUUAUUGCUAAAUUGAAUUACUUAUUUAUUGAAAAAUGGAUUGCCUUUUCCGUUUGAAUUAAUGAUUUUUUAAAUGGACGACGUGAUCCAUGACCUGAACAAAAUAAAAAUGUAACUAUAU